AUGAGCAAUUUGUGGGGCAUGAAUUUGAAAUCCACCAUUAUUGAUUAUUUACCAUUGAAUAUUGAACAAUUCACUAGUCUCACAGGCUAUACAACAAUAAGGCCUGAAAUGUAUAUCUCACCAAUUCAAAUGUAUCAUGUGUAUUUUGACGAAGAGAUUAUUGAUGAACCAAUUUAUUUGUUAUGCUGGAAUAAUAUGACACAAGAUUCAAUGUUCACUGACAGGUUAAAUUCAAUGAAUACAUUAAAUUAUGAUGCUGUUUGGUAUGUUUCAAAAGGUUCUGUAAAUGAGUUAAAAUUAGCCAGAGAUGAAGGUUAUGAAAUAGUGAAUGAAAUGCUCAGAGUCUAUCCAGAUGAAGCAUAUAUACGAAAGCAUAUAUUAUUUAUAUGCUCAUAUCAUGCAAAUCAAUCGAUAAUUAAAACAGUACAUCAGUUAGUAUAUCAUGUACCGAGGCUAUUCAGUGAAGUGAUAUAUCUAAGGGUUCCUCAGAUGAUUUCAACAGCACAAAAUGCAGUCACAGACAAACAAAAUGAAGACAUUUUAAAACAGCAUAUCAUACAUUCAUUAAAACAAAUAUUUGAUGGAGACGAAUAUUCUAUUGAAACAUUGAAUCACCCGCUGAAUUUAACAGAUACUGAUGGUGAAAAUGAAAAUCCUUUAGAGACUUAUAUGAAUUUUAGAAUAAAGCCCAAUGAAAUUCCGAUAAACCAUAAUAAAAGUAUGCAAAGCUUUAAUGCAAUAAUACCUUUGAAUAAAGUAAAGCGAUUAAAAUCAUGGUUGAAACAAUAUGAAAUACUUCAGUUAUGUGCUCAUGUGAUACACUAUGAAUUAUUCACACCUUCAUUUUGUGAAGAUUUCAAUAAUAACACUGUUAAAAAUGUAACAAAUGGUGCAAAAGCAGUUAACAAUAAUAAUUUCAAUUUAUGCGCUAUUCUCCGCCAUAAUGGAAUGAUAACAAUAAAACAAUCCAAUUAUUUUACAUACAAUACUGAGCGAAAAUUCUCUUUGAAAAUGAAAAGUCUUCAUGGAUAUGCUUGUAUGCUGCAAUUGGAAUGUCAGCGGUAUAACUGUAAAUUUUUUCUAAAAUUUGCCAGUUAUUAUAGAGUUACAGUUAAGUUCAAUUUAACAGCCAACAUUGAACAUAUUGAAAAUUCAAAAAACGCUCCAUUAGUAAUAACUUUUAAUUUAAACAAACCAACUAGAAAUGGAUCUUGGAUUCAAACAAUUAAAUUCUUUAUUGGUGAUAAUAAUAAGUAUUUAUCAAAAUUUGUACUUUAUUUAAAUAAUACACUUCAUUUCAAUAAAUGUCCGUGUGGAAAUGUCAGUAUUAUUCAACAUAAAUACAUUGAAAAAGUUAUGAUAUUUACCAAUCAACAAAUAUUACUCUACCCCAUGUAUUUUAAACAAAUAAAUAAUCGACAGUGUGACCGCCAUUUUCAGCAACAAUCAAUUCAAACAAGUAAGACAAACUUCGUACAAGGUAUCAAUACUGAUGCAUUGAAAUGGAAUAAAGAGAAGUUAUUUUGGACAGUCAAUUUGAAACUGUGCCUUAGUAAAUGUAUUGCUGAGGAGUUAAUGAAGAAGCCAAUAUGUUGGACAGGCGAAUCGACUGAGCUGUGUUCACAAGAUCUUAUAACAUAUAUUGAUCCAUCAAAGCACCAAGAGGAAAUCCACUUGAAAUCUGCUAAUAAGUUAUUUAUGAAGCAGUUUUGUAAUCACUCAGGUUUGAAUGGUCAAUGUUCAUUCAAUAAUUCAAUAGAAUAUCAUGAUUUAUCUAUUCAGUGUUCUUAUAAUGGUACUAUGAAACAAUUUUAUGACCGCCAAUUAAACUGUCAAUGGAUUAAACAGAAAUACAGACCACCGGUUAUUUUACAUCGUAUUACUGAAUCACAAAUGGUGAUAAGGAAAACAGUCAAAGUUGGGAGUCAUUCUAUGUCAGAAGCAAAUUGGAAGCGCAUUUGCCCAUUAGGAUAUUAUCGUGAAAUGUAUAUCAAUACAACUGAGUGUAUCCCUUGUCCACUGGAUCAUUUCGCCGAUGAGUCAACUUCUGCCUACAAAUGUAAUGCAUGUCCUAUGCGUCAAUCAACUACAAAUGGUAUUUCAGGCGCGAUAUCUAUACACUGCUUAGCAAAUCAGAAUCCAAAAAUCAAUAAACACUUUUUACGCAAACGUAACUUACUACGUAAAGUAAUAAAACGAAGCAUUCAACCGAUUUUUGGUAAUACUGAAGCAGAUAUUAAAGAACACUUGAUGAAAUGGUUACAACCUGAUGAAGAGAGAUUAAAAUUACAAGAUGAUGCAAUCAAUAUAUUCAAGGAGUUGAACUGUCUAGGAUUCUCUUCACAUGAAUUACUCUUAAUGAUAAUAAUAUCUAUUGGAAUUGCAUGGUUCGGUAUAUGCUUAACAUUCGUUUUAUUUCUCAGUGUACAAGAACCAUUUGGUUAUCAGGUGGAUGAAAGAAAAUAUGUUAAGCGUGAUAGCAAGAUGAAGAGAAUCUCUGAUUCAAUUGUAAAGAUGACGCUAUUUUUCAUAGAAUCAGUACUCUGCUUCCCAUUCCAUUUAUGCUACGGGAUAAAACGUCGUACAAGUAAUAUCCCAUUUAAAUUCAAGAAAAAUGACUUUCUCUUACGCCUGUCGACUGUUAAACGUGAAACGAUGAACAUCUUUCGUCAAGAAUUAAUCUUCCAUGAAUUAUUUGAAAUGAAACAAACAAUGAUGCUACAAGAUAUUCUAACCGAUUUGACAAUUGAUCGAAUGAUUGAAGCCAGUCAGACGGAGCAGCUUGAAAAGUCUUUAAAUCAAUGGACAACUGGUUCAACAACAACAGAUUUAAAUGAUUUGGAUGAUCGUUGUGAAAAUUCCAUUAUCACUAAACGAGUUCAGCGAAACUGUGAAGUGAUGAAACCAUAUUUUCGUAUACCAAGACGUUAUAAUCCAGCGUAUUUUUUAUUUCAUCCAAAAUUUUGGCGUCAAUUUAGUAGACCACGUUCAAGAUUCAAUGCACCGUUUUAUCCGUUACAAAUUAAACGUGAAGAUUUAAGAUUUUAACUAAUGACAAAAAUCCCAAUUAUUAAUAAAAUUUUUGAAAUAUGUCCAAUUUUCACUCUUUUUUCUUCUUGAACGCCCAGUUUAGAUUCUUAUGGCUUG
Molecule: messenger RNA, 3147 nt
Organism: Trichobilharzia regenti
Lineage: Eukaryota; Metazoa; Platyhelminthes; Trematoda; Strigeidida; Schistosomatidae
Source: the annotation of a GenBank genome assembly